This is a messenger RNA of Medicago truncatula (barrel medic), 684 nucleotides long. RefSeq lists its product as uncharacterized. NCBI's taxonomy places the organism in Eukaryota, Viridiplantae, Streptophyta, Magnoliopsida, Fabales, Fabaceae. Bases 117 to 335 code for a protein of 72 amino acids. The record is from RefSeq and is a predicted model, not a curated record. The transcript is spliced from 3 exons.
UUAUUUUCCACAUCAGAAAGGUGGAGUUGCAUUUUCAAACAACUUCAACCCGAACAGCGAAGACAGUGAGUAACAGAAAACUGAUAAGGAACAUUUCCUUCACCGGCGGCGGAUACAUGACCGGCGAAGAAUACUCCGGUCCACCAGGACCCAAACUCAUGCGUCUCGUAUACUUCGUCGGCGCCGCAGUGGCCGUCACCGUUGCAAUCAACAAAUGGCGCGAGUUCGAAAGUAAGUCAAUUAUCCAACAACAGCAGCAGCAGAAGGGAGUCAAGGUAGUUGCAGAGAUUCCAAAUUCGUCGGAUUCUGUUGCUGUUCAUAAAGCUCUCAAAUAAGGAUGUCUUAUUCAUGAGUAUAAUAAAAUCCGAAGGGUUGGUGGUCUAUUGGAGCAUGAUAUAGGUUGAACAUGACACAUUGUGGAAGAACCCUCCACUAGUCCAUUUGGUGUGAGGUAGAUGUUAUUUUCUUUGUAAGUGCUUCAUGAUCCUCAAGAUUUUCCCAUUUUGUAACGGUGCAUUAUUCUCACACCUUAAGUGUGUUCUUGUUUAAAAUGUUAUAAGGGUGUACAGUGUAAGAGUUAGAGUAAUUAAACACUAAUUCAUUUCUAAUUUUCUAUUCAACCAAAAAAAGUUGAAGAAUUUUACACUUUUUUCCAAGAAUAUGUAAUUUUAUUUCAUUUUCUUU